Molecule: messenger RNA, 849 nt
Organism: Gamsiella multidivaricata
Lineage: Eukaryota; Fungi; Mortierellomycota; Mortierellomycetes; Mortierellales; Mortierellaceae
Exons: 4
Coding region: 151-786 (211 amino acids)
Biological process (GO): mitochondrial respiratory chain complex I assembly
Cellular component (GO): membrane
Source: RefSeq, a predicted model, not a curated record
GCAGCUUUUCCUUCCCCCAAUGUGCACUACCUUCGAUUUGGAUAUCAUAUAGUGGCUUUUGACCUCCACCACGACCUUGAAGGGUCCGAGAUCGCGGGGAAAACGUUCUCGGCAUUCCUCACCAACAUUCUUGUCAACCAAACCAGCACCAUGUCAAGCCUUCCGCUCAUGCGAAGACUCGCGCUGUCUCUCAAAUCCAUAGCUCCAGGAGGCGGACGUCGACUGGCGGGCAAGGAUCUCGAUGGAAACCUGUACUUUGAGAAACCAGAUCCCAACGGCGGACGAUACCCUCGCAGGACUGUGGAACUUGCCGAUCCAACGUUAUCCGAGGCCAACUACGACGAUGCCAAUAUUACAGUCCAGUGGCAAUCAUGGCUCAGGAACACGCGUAAAGACCCACCGACAUUAGCCGAGAUUCAAAGAGACGAGGCGCGGAAGCAAUUGACGAUCACUCGUGCCAUGGCUCUGGAUCAAGCAUGGCAGGAUAGGAAAGCAGAGCUGGCAUUGGAGCAGGCGCAGGGCCGUCAGGCGAUCUUGAGCAUUGCCUCGAAACAGGCGGCUGGAACAGAAGCAUCUACGUCUCCAUCUACUUCCCCAUCCACGCCGCCAUCCACAUCUUCAUCUACGCCAUUACCGCCAGUAUCAGAGGACGAAGUUAAGAGUGCAGCUAGGAAGCAGAUUGAGGAAAGAGAGGCCGCACGUAAAGCUGGUUUCAAGCCCCAAGUGCAGCAAGGAGACACAUUCCAGCCUCAGGCCUGGUCGCCGACGGCUUCCCGUCGUCGCUAAACGACUUUUGGAUUAGAAGUAUAGGUCUACCUUUCGCGGCCCUGAAAAUAAAUAAUUUGUGAU